Messenger RNA from Hydractinia symbiolongicarpus, 578 nucleotides. RefSeq lists its product as uncharacterized. Lineage: Eukaryota; Metazoa; Cnidaria; Hydrozoa; Anthoathecata; Hydractiniidae. The coding region runs from base 1 to 477 and encodes 158 amino acids. The transcript has 3 exons. The record is from RefSeq and is a predicted model, not a curated record.
AUGAAGUUGGUUGUUUUGCUUGUAACUUGUUUGGUUUUGUGCAGUGCAUAUGAACAAGAAGAAGAAGAUGACUUUAAUAUCGACUUUUCGGAUCCAGAAUCGGUAUCCAAUGCACUCCAAGACGAUCGAUUCCAAGCAGAAUUGACGGAAGACGAAAAAAGAAUAUUUAAUGAAAUGAGUAAAGAUGAGCUAGCUGAGUUAUUAACCCACGAUGAAGACGAGGAUGAUUUUGACAUGUUGUCUGAAGAUAAAGAAAUGAAAGACCCUGGGUGGGGACGCCGACGUCGACGACGAUCGUCCCGCCGACGCCGACGAUGGUUAAGAAAAGCUGCGAAGAAAGUAGGGAAAUUUAUUAAAAAGCAUGGCAAGGUUAUCAAAGGCGCUGUCAAAAAAUUGCGAAAAAAGAUUCAUACAUGCUGCAAGACACAUAAAUGUUUCGGUAAAUGGUACUGCCUUGCUGGACACCGAAGAGGAUAACUCCAAUAAAUCGCUUAAUCACUGCUCCUGGAUCACUGAAAGGUCAAAAAUGAACGCAUUUUUAAAAAUAUCUGUAUCUGUAGCUUAGUAUUACGUACUGG